AUGAUGGUCUACGAGGAUGACCAGGAGAUUCACCUAGUCAUGGAGUAUAUGGCUGGUGGCGAGCUCUACGACCGGCUCUUCGAUGCCAAAGUGUACAACGAGGAGAUCGCUGCCAACACCUGCCAUCAGAUGUUGAAAGCGGUCUCUUACAUGCAUGCGCAUCAGAUCGCGCACCGGGACCUGAAGCUUGAAAAUUUCCUCUACGAACGGAAGGACAACAACCAUCUCAAACUCAUCGACUUUGGAUUUGCCAAGUUCUGGGAUCGAAGUACGAAAAUGUCGCAGGCUUGUGGAUCCACCCACUAUGUGGCACCGGAGGUGUUGGCCAAGUCCUACACCUUGAAAGCAGACAUGUGGUCGCUUGGAGUCAUCAGCUUCAUGCUCCUUACAGGGAGUCCUCCUUUUCAAGGGAGUAACGACAAUGAAGUCCUGCGCAAGAUCAAGAGAGGGCCUCAGCCGUCCGAAGCGGCGAAGCGUCGCUUUGCGGAAACAAGCCUGGAUGGCGAUUUUGAGUCGAACAGCAGUCGCGCAUGCAGGGCCGGCAAGAUCCACUGGUCUACGCGCUUCAAGCGUCUCUCAGAGGGUGCCCAAGAUUUCGUCAAGGCCUGGGGCGUCAAGUCAGCGCUGCUGCUGAUGAACCCCGAGGAGCGUUUGGAUGCUGCAGGUGCACUGAGCCAUCCCUGGAUCACCGGGAAGGGGGGAUUGCGUGGCAGCAAUACCGUUCUCGACGAUGGGAUCAAGCUGAGUCUACGAAAAUUUGCGAGGGCAUCAACGUUCCGGCGUGCUGUGCUGUCAAUGAUGGCUUGGUCUUUGUCUGCAGAGGAUCGUGCACAACUGCGCAAUGAGUUCUUGUCCUUCGACACGCAGAACACCGGAACCAUCACCCACCUGCAGAUGAAAGAAAUCUUGGAAACGAACUAUCACAUCGACAGCAUGGAGGCGGAGGUGGCACUUCCUGAUUCAGAAGUGUCUUUUCACUGGGACCAACGUCUGAGCGUAGCAAUGUCUCAGGCAGUCUUCAGCAUGAUGGAUACCGACCACGACGAUGUCAUCGCCUACAGCGAGUUCCUUGCUGCGGCCCUGCAGGGACGGCUCAAGGUUCACGAGGACAUCUUGCGACGGACGUUCCGAAAGUUUGACAUUGACAAUUGCGGGCGCAUCACUGCGGAGGACCUGAGAACCAUUCUGGGCGAGCAGUUCGAGGGGACCGAUGCAGAGGAUUUGAUCCGCGAGGCCGACACAAACGGCGACGGCAUGAUCGAGUAUGACGAGUUCCUGCAAUACUUCCACAAUCACGAGCCGCAUGUGGAGGGUGCAGAGGUCCAGGAAGAUGCUGGAGCUGGAGCCUGGACACGGAAGACUCGAUCUCUUUGCCGCCAACACACGGAAAAGUUGGCCAAAGUCAUCGAUCGGCUGCUGUCGCAGGACGGCCUUGUCAGGUGGACAAGUAGGACUUGUCACUUGUCUAGAUGUCCAUGUUUGCCUGGGGUCACUCCCGUUGCCAGCAGUGGCGUUGCAGCUCCCGCAAAGCAAGAAAGCCUCAAUCGUUUCUCGGAAGGAGUCGUCGGUCAUGGACGUGCUAAGUCCUGUGACAAGCCGGUACCCCGGAAAGAGAGCGAAGAAGAGCCUGUUUCCGAGGCUCUCGUGUAG
Molecule: messenger RNA, 1650 nt
Organism: Symbiodinium sp. CCMP2592
Lineage: Eukaryota; Dinophyceae; Suessiales; Symbiodiniaceae
Source: the annotation of a GenBank genome assembly